Molecule: messenger RNA, 1150 nt
Organism: Engraulis encrasicolus (European anchovy)
Lineage: Eukaryota; Metazoa; Chordata; Actinopteri; Clupeiformes; Engraulidae
Product: mucosal pentraxin-like
Exons: 2
Coding region: 272-991 (239 amino acids)
Source: RefSeq, a predicted model, not a curated record
GACACCCCUACCCCUAUAAAAGGUUCUGGAAAGGAUACCACUUCCUCAUUACCUUUUAUGUAUUGGAUUGGGGGUCUGUGCAUGUGUGUGUGUGUGUGUGUUUUUAGAUUACUUUGUCCCGGGCCCAGACAAAGCAGUCAGGUUUGGUUCUUAGCCAAUAGCUACUCCUUCAGGAGACCUCCUAAGCUUAACUGAAAUCCGAUCAGGGAGAGCACUGAGGACAUAUUGUUUGAACUACCAUUAGACCCAGAAAGUCUCUACCAAACACUAUAUGUUUGCUACCAUGAAAAACAAAGCUGCAAGUAAUGUCUUUAUAUGUUUGCUUGUAUAUUUCACAAAUUCUUUGGCAGAGAGAAAAGAUCUGACGGGGAAGAUGUUCACCUUUCCUGUGGAGUCUGACACUGCUCAUGUCGUCUUGGUGCCACUACCAACCCAAAUCAAGACACUGACUGCAGUCACCGUCUGUCUGCGUUUCUUCUCCGACCAAACAAGAGCACAGAGCCUAUUCUCUUUUGCCACUCCGGCCCAUUCAAACGCAUUCCUCCUCUACAAAAACAUCCACAGCAUGUACGAAAUAAAUGUGUACGACAACGUGGUGGCAUUCAGAGCAAUGGAGGACAUUCCAAAUCAGUGGAAUUCCGUCUGCGCUACGUGGGAUUCCAAGACAGGCAUUGCGCAGCUUUGGGUCAACGGCAAACCAAGUGCAAGAAAAGGAGUGCACCGUGGAGGUCCCAUCACAGAGGAGCCCAGUAUCAUCCUAGGUCAAGAUCAGGACAGUUAUGGAGGCACAUUUGACAAAGCGCAGUCUUUUGUGGGAAUGGUCACGGAUGUUCACAUGUGGAAUUCAGUUCUUUCUUACUCUGCGCUCGCUUUGUACAUGAACCGAAUUCCACAGGCACAUGAUGGCAACGUGAUCAACUGGGAGUCACUGGACUUCACCUGUAGGGGCUAUGUACUUGUAGAGGACCAAGUGAGUGGGAUGCGUGUUUAAAAAAAAUACUCGUGCUUUAGCUUUCAUUCCCUGUCCCCCCAGAGGUAGCCAGACUCUCAUCACUCUCAUUCUCACCCUAAUUGGAACCCAUUCAUCUGGAGAGAGUCAGGUGACCCCAGAGGAGGUUGGCCAGGUAUUGCAAUAGGCUCGUUCAUGACG